AUGCAGCACGCCUGCCUGGCUCUGCAGCCCGAGGGCCGGGCCUCAGAAACGGUGAUGGGCGUCGCAGAGCGCGCUGCCCUGGCCGUGGUAGAAGCCGAGUCAAGAGCGGUGGCUUUUGGUGGCUCUACCAUUGCUGUGCUGUGCCAACAUCAAGCACAGAUAGGAGUCGCCAACCUAGGCGACAGCGGCUUCGUUCUUCUGCGACGGGGAAUGAAUGGAAUGAACAUCAUCAAGAGAUCCCGAGAGCAACAACACAGUUUCAACUGCCCACACCAGCUCACUCACUUACCUGAGGCCCUGUUGAGACGCAUCCCGAAGGAGAAGCUCGCUGAAGCCGACACGGCCAAAGACUGCGAGAGAUAUUGUGCAGACAUCGCAGAAGGUGAUCUCGUCCUCAUGUUCUCAGACGGUUUCUCAGACAACAUCCACGAUCACGAGCUGCUCCACAUCGUUGACAAGACACUGCCGCCAGCCCAUGCAUACAUACCUCCGGCUAGCAUCGCAAAGGCCCUGGCCUUGGCUGCCCAGGAGAGAUCAGUGGAUGCAACGGCCACGGUGCCAUUUAACACAGCCGCAAGGAGCCACGGUUACGAGUCCCUUGGCGGCAAGGAGGACGACAUCACCGUCGUAGCGGCGUGGGUGGUGUCUGCGAAGUCAGGGCUCAGUCCGAACACUGCGGACAAGCUUCUGAAGGACUUGCACACCACAGAGAUACCUCGCGAAGAGUGCCCUUCCCAACAGCGGCACACACCAGAGCUUGCGCGCACACUUUUCGAGUCGAAAAGACGCACCCGAGAUGGGGUGCUGGCUAGCGACACCAAAAACGAGCGGUGUGGGUCAAGGGGGCCAUUAGUCUUCCCACGGAGCUCCUCAAAGGCCGUGUAG
This is a messenger RNA of Symbiodinium sp. CCMP2592, 885 nucleotides long. NCBI's taxonomy places the organism in Eukaryota, Dinophyceae, Suessiales, Symbiodiniaceae. The record is from the annotation of a GenBank genome assembly.